Molecule: messenger RNA, 1702 nt
Organism: Cyprinus carpio (common carp)
Lineage: Eukaryota; Metazoa; Chordata; Actinopteri; Cypriniformes; Cyprinidae
Product: histamine H2 receptor-like
Exons: 2
Coding region: 212-1255 (347 amino acids)
Biological process (GO): chemical synaptic transmission; G protein-coupled receptor signaling pathway, coupled to cyclic nucleotide second messenger
Cellular component (GO): membrane; dendrite
Molecular function (GO): neurotransmitter receptor activity; G protein-coupled serotonin receptor activity
Source: RefSeq, a predicted model, not a curated record
UUUACCCACGUGACUGCUUAUCAGAUGUUCUUUUCUUGUAGGAAUGAACUUGAGCUGAUGGCCACAGAUGUUAAUAUUAUGGCAGUUUUAUAGCACCCAAUGUAAUGUUUGAGAAAACAGAUGACACGUGGAGUCCUGACUGAAUUACUCUGGAAAUUACUCUGACUACGAGAACAAAAUUCUCCAAACUUUCCUGUUUCAGAAGCUAACAAUGUUGUUCACUGCCCUGCGCUGGGUGGUACUGGUGGCCUUCAUCGCACUGACCAUUUGUGGAAAUGUGCUGGUUUGUUUGGCUGUGGCCACCAGUCGGCGUCUGCACCAGAUUAGUAGCUGUUUUAUACUCUCACUGGCUGUGACAGAUUUGCUUCUGGGUUUGCUGGUACUUCCGCUAACUGCCAUGCUGGAAUUACGCAAUGGGAGAUGGCCCCUUGGGGGUGUUUUUUGCAAUAUCUACAUCUCUCUGGAUGUGAUGCUUUGCAGUGCUUCAAUCCUCACCCUACUGGCCAUUAGUGUUGAUCGUUACCUUGCCAUUUCUAACCCUCUCUGCUAUCCCAGGAGGGUCACACCUCGUCGGGUGGGGAUCACUCUGACUGUGAUCUGGACGUGCUCUCUGGCUGUGUCCUUUGUGUCUAUUAACCUAGGCUGGAACACACCUGACUUCAGAGUACAGAACCUGGACUGGGACAUGUGGAAUGAAGGAGAGGAAGGCAGGACCUGCCGCUAUGAAUGGAAUAAUAAUUAUGUCCUGCUGAAAGCCUUUCUAGUCUUCUACCUCCCUCUACUGGUCAUGUGUGGAAUGUACCAUCGUAUAUACUGUGUUGCACGUGAACAGGUGCGGCGUAUACGUGCAUCCACUCCUUCCUUUGCGCGGGCUGCAAACACAGUUGCCACUGCACGGGAACACAAAGCCACAGUGACCCUGGCCGCAUUGCUGGGUGCCUUUGUCAUUUGUUGGUUUCCCUAUUUCACCUACUCCACAUGCAUGGGUAUGUGGGCAGAGAGCCAUCCAAACAAACUAACCCACUCUGUUGUUCUUUGGUUGGGAUACCUCAACUCUGCUCUGAAUCCUAUUCUUUAUCCAGCCUUAAACCGGGAUUUCCGUCGGGCAUGUGGACAGCUGCUCUGCUGUAGACGCGUGCAAUCAGGGGGAACUACUGUUUGUCCACCCCUUUUAAAGAUUCAUAACUUUUGCACCAAUAAUAAAAACUCACCUGGACUCAAUAACAAUAUCAGACUCAACAAUAUACAAAUGUAACUUAAAAUGCCAAAAUGUAUCACGGGUCAAAAAUACAUAAUACUUUUCUGAUAAUGUUCAGGACAUGCCAUUUCAUUAACCUAUUGAAUCUAUGGCUAUGUCGUUUUAUAUGAUGCCUGAAAAGUAUGUAAGAAGAUUCUAAGUAAGAAUGUAAAUCCAUCAGCUUUCAGUUUGAGAAUGUCCUUGUUAUAAUAAUGUGAUCUAUAGAGUAUGAUCAAAUGGUUGCUGCUCAUUUAAAGGAUCUCUGGUAAUGUACAUUUUUCAUAUAACAAGAAAACUGUAAGAAUUUGUAAACCACUUUAGGGUUAUUAUUACAUAUUACAUUUCUUGGAAAAAGAAAGAAGGUAAAGUGGAGAAGCCAUGUUUGGACUAUUUUAAAAAAGUACAUUUUAAAAUCAGAUAAAAAUAUUUAAUUUGGUGCAGCCCUAUUAAAAAAAAAAAAAAAAA